AUGUGGGAGCAAAAACAGUCAUUACUUUACGCAAUUAUAUUUAAAGAUGUAACUGAUUCUAAUGAUACUAUUCCACUUGCACAUGCAAUUCUUACAGAUCAUACAGUUCCUAGCAUUGGUUAUUUUUUUGCAAACGUUGCUCACAAAAUUGAUCAAAUUAAAAGCAAAUUAGUUCUCCCUUCUUUCUUUAUAAUUGAUUUUUCUCCUGCUAUUAUGAAUGCAACUCUUCAAGCAUUCAAUGAAGAAAAUAUCAAUACUCAUCUUAAUCGAUGUUGGAAUGUUAUAUGUGGCAAAUAUAACGCCAAACAACUUCGAUCAUUAUCACUUAUUCAUUUUUGUUGUUGUCAUGUUAUUCAUGCCAUAGCAAGAAGCUUAACUACUGCACAAAUUGAUAAAAAAAUUCGACGAGGUGUACUAUAUAUAUUCGCUUUUAUCUUAUGCAGUAAUGACAUCAAGCAAUUAUAUAAUAUACUCGGCUCGGUGAUUAAUAUAUUCGGUGAUCCAGAUGAACAGAACGCAAAAGAAAACUUUGAACGAUUAGUGUCUCUUCAACUUGAUGUUGAUGAAGAAACUGCGCAUUGUGGACGAAUAUAUUUACGUUCCAGUGCUCCGAUUAUUCAUCAAUCACCUUUUAAUCAAGAAGCCAUUCGUCUUUAUCCUAAUCCUGCUACUCUUAUUAAUCAUAAAUCUAAAUCAGAUAAAUCUACUAAUCCAUUAUUUUCUCCGUCAAUAAUACGUAUUUUUUAUCGAUGGUGGGCAUAUUUGCCUUUGUGGACAGAUUUAUUAUUGAACUUUAACGAGCGAUAUUCAAAUGAUAUCAUAACAAAUUUAUCUGUAAUGCAUUAUCCUAUUCGUCAUUCAAAUGCUCUUAUUGAAAGUUAUUUUCGAACGUUGAAAAAAAGUAUCCUUCAAGGUAAAGUUAAUAAUCGUCCAUUCAGUGUCAUUUUGGAAUCGUAUCGAAGUAUUAAAACACAAUUUAAAGCUAAUAAAUUUGAAGUAACACAAAGCUCAAAAGGUAGAAAACGAAAAAAAAAGAACACAACUUUAGAAGAGAAAUCAACUAUAGAAGUGAACUGGGGUAAAGCAGCUAACGAUCAAACAGGUCGGACCACAUAUAUGAAAUUGAUUGACAAAUUCGCAUCGAAACGCGCCCGCAUCAAAAUGAAUGACACUCAAUCUGAUUAUGUUGCAAAAAAAUUCAGUGAAUCAGAAGAUGCUACAACAGUUUCAUCAUUAAAUCGGUCAAUAUCAUCUUCUAAUGUGUCAAGUGAUAGCAUAUCUUCAGAAAAAUCUUCAGAACUUAGUAAAAGCUGUUCUGUAUCGCCUUCAUCCGAAUCUGAUUCAAUGGUAAGUAGUGAAUAUUCUAAUAAUGUUCGAAUCAGUUUAGGUAAACCGACGGCCGAUGAUGAUGAACAAAGCGAAAUUUCAAAUAAAUUUAAUUUUGAUACAAAUACCAUGUCUUCAAUCGUCGAUAUGUUGUAUCCUGUUGACUUGGCACCACUCGUAACAACUGAUCAAUCAUUCAAGAUGCCGCAUUGUCAACGUUCAUCUCAACCAGAAACAAUAAUUGAUGGUCAUGUAUUACGAUGGCCUAAUGCACCAGAAACAUCAUCUUAUUCAACGCUUGUCAAAAUUUUUCAUUUAGUCGAAAAGGAAGGGUGGGAUGCUGCUCGUAUCAGCUGGUUACUUAACUUCCAUCUUUUAAAACCAACUGAUCAACAACCAAAAAGCUUGUUCGGUUCAGCCGAUGAACAAGUUUUUUGUUUUAUUAAAGACAAUCAACGUCAUUCAAACACAAUUACAUGUACAAAUCUUCAAUGUACAGAUAAAGAGCGUAAUUAUUCAACAACAGAAUUACGAUUUUUUCCUUUCGAUGAUCAUAUCGAAAAAUUUGAAGCUGAAACUAUGGGAAUAUGCACAGCAAUGAUUAAACGUUAUGAUGAAAUGACAGAAGUGGAAGCACUUAAAAAUAAAUAUAAAGAUGGUCGAGUGCCAUUUGUUAAUUAUGAGACAAACGAGAAUGGAUAUAUCGGUAUUCUUUUAAAGAGCUCAUCUUCUGGUGCAUCAGGAAAAUUUGAAUUACUCAAACCUAUAUUAUUAAAACAAGAAACUAUAAAUUAUUCUUUUACUAUUCGUGUAAUGAGAGUUUAA
Messenger RNA from Rotaria sp. Silwood1, 2151 nucleotides. The record is from the annotation of a GenBank genome assembly. Lineage: Eukaryota; Metazoa; Rotifera; Eurotatoria; Philodinida; Philodinidae.